This is a messenger RNA of Photinus pyralis (common eastern firefly), 5498 nucleotides long. RefSeq lists its product as uncharacterized. The coding region runs from base 950 to 4993 and encodes 1347 amino acids. The record is from RefSeq and is a predicted model, not a curated record. NCBI's taxonomy places the organism in Eukaryota, Metazoa, Arthropoda, Insecta, Coleoptera, Lampyridae. Gene Ontology annotation, cellular component: cytoskeleton. The transcript has 13 exons.
UAACGUGUUGCGAACGCUUUUUCUUGCUUCAGCAGCUUUGUCGCGAUAUUCCUUUACCAUUUCCACGAUUUUAUUGCGAGACUUUCUCCUCAUCUUUUUCGAGUCGUUACGAGAUUUUUUGUAUCCGUUUUGGUUCAGAUGAUGGUAACGGCCACCUUAGUUAAAGAUUGUGAUUUUAACUUCCUACACGAACAUUGGAUAAUCAUAGAGCCGGAACGGUUCGAGAUCAUUACGCUAGACUAAUUGUUAUGUUUUGCCAUAUCAAUUAGUGGUCUCCAGGGUUAAUUACAAACAGACUUCGGCGGUGUGUUGUUUGUUAGUCGACCGGUAAUUUGCACUGACAUGUAAAAUUUCUUGCUUUCCCGUUUGUUUUAUAAUUUGAUUUUGGCGAAAGACAAUUUCCGGGAACACUUGGUAAAGUAAUUACGCUUAUGGUUUUCGAUGCGUUCCGUUAGAAUCCGGCCUGCCGUAAUUUAUCAAAUUUGCAUUACUUACUAAAACCGUUUCGAGAAUAAUCGCGAAUAUUGAAAACUUCACGAGUUAAUGAUUGAUAAAGAUUGUGGAAGGCCUAAAAUAGCCCUCGUUUUGUGAAAACCGAACCAAGCGAUGACAGAAUGUGGGUCGACCGUAAAAUGUGAUCAAUAUUUACCACGUAAAACUUCACACGAGGACUCCUGGGACCUUCUCACUUGAAGAAUACACCUAAACUUUCACUUAUUACUUUUCGAUUUUCAAAUUUUCUGGUUUCGUGCCUAAAACUUUGCGAGCCUUGGUUGUAAUGCCCCCAUAAAUUCGAAACUUUUCGAGUUUGGCUACCUCUACGCUCUCUUGUUGAAGAUCCACCCUCUACUUACGAUAGCGAAAUUAAACAAUUGUGUUCGGUACAGGCAGUGCUCAUAAACUUUAUUAUUUAUUAAACGUACGUGUGAAUAUUUAAGGGGUUAAUCACAUGGUUCAACCGAGCAACAACAACAACGGAAGCUCCGACAUGGACUCGCUGGAGGACAUGCUGCGGAAGCUCUCCGAGUUGGAGCAAAGGGUUUUGGAAGCGGAGGGUCGAGCGGAAGAAGCGGAAGACAAGGUACGAAUAAUGGAACAAAAGCUGGCAUGGUCGCAAUCAAAUGACUCCAACACCCAGAUAUCGCGUCUGGAAGGAGAGAUAGAAGAGCAACGCCAAUUGAGAUUACACGACGCCCGCCAGGUCGAAGCUAAAGCCGCCCGCAUAAAGGAAUGGGUCACGAACAAACUUAGGGAAUUGGAACAGCAGAACCAGGUUUUAAGGGAGCAGAAUAUCAAGUGCAAUCAGCAGUUGGAACUGUUAAAGAAUCACAUAGCAUUGAGUGAUAGGAGAAGAUCGGAAAGUUGCUCUCCCGAACCGAGAGGUCAGGUCGCCGUCGGGCAGAGCGCGUCGAGAACCUCCCGACACCGCAGGCAUCAAUCAGUUUGCAUAUCUACAAAUUCAUUCGAACCAUCUGUGCCAAGUGCUAGCUUUAUAAACAGUAAUUUUGUAACUAGCAAUUCAAGUAUGGAUCCUCUCUCGGAGGAUUUGCGCGUGGCUGUCGAUAAUUUAAGUUUAGGUCGAAUAACGAGCGGUAGUGCCUCCGAUCCCGAUUUAGCGCACGAUUACGCUGAAAUAUACACGCCCAGUCGAGAAAAGGUUCCUUGGCCCAGGGCACCCACGCCGCCCCUCCAUCGAUUUCCUAGUUGGGAAAAUAGGAUAUAUCAAGUUGCCGCAGAUGGAUUGACGUUGACAGGCACGACACCUAGUGAUGUGGGACCCGAGCAGGCGGGUUACCAAGAUAUUCCAGUGCCUGUAUAUGCAACUGUCAAGGGAAGAGCUAGUCAAAUUAGGUCUAUGCCCUUCACUGGGGACUCUUCGGACGAUUCGAGCGAUGGCGAAGGCAACAAUACAGCGGCAAUCGACGGAACUAAUACUCACAGUAGAAGUUCGGGUGAUACAACAGGUUCGAGUCCUGGCAAACGAACAGCCUCGAGUAGCAGCGGGUCGCCGAGUAAAAGUAAAACAAGAGGCGUUUCAGAUACCUCAUUCGAGUCGGGUAUGUCAGAUGAUUACGCAGUGCCUCCAGACGCCCUUAGUUGUGAUACGACAAGUUUAGAAUCAUCAAUCUUGCGAACCUCGUUUAUGGAUAGUCCCAAUAAAAAAUCGGAGAGUAUAGAGAAGAGUGGAUCUUUAGCGAAAUUAGGUGGAAAAUUGAAAACGUGGCGGAAGCGGUGGUUUGUUCUAAAAAAUGGUGUUUUAACGUACUACAAGAACCAAAGUGAUAUUAAUAGGAAACCUCAAGGGCAAAUAUUAUUAGAUGAAAUUUGUAAAAUAACGAGAGCGGAUGGGUCCAAUACUUUUGAAAUUGAUACAGGGAAGAAAACGUACUAUUUAACUGCUGACUCGAUCACUGCAAUGGAAGACUGGGUACGAACCUUGCAAAAUGUACAGCGCCGAAAUGCGACAAAGUUAUUGUUAAGUAAGGAGGAGAAUAAGCCAUCCGUUCAAGGAUGGCUUACCAAAGUUAAGAAUGGGCACGCGAAGAAAUGCUGGUGUGUGUUGAUAGGAAAAAUGUUUUUGUAUUUUAAAUCUCCUACUGACACUACACCGGCCGGACAGAUCAACAUGCGCGAUUCACGGGUGGAGGAAGUUGAUCAUUUGUCUGAUUCCGAUUCCGAGGACAAGGAUGCUGAAUGCACAGAGUUGACAUUGGGCAUAUUUCCUAAUCACCAAGGACCGACCUACCUACUCUGCCCUGGUAAACAGGAAAAAGAUUCGUGGUUGUACCAUCUGACGGUUGCAAGCGGCGGGGGCCCUAGUAGUGGUACACAGUACGAACAGCUCAUCCAUAAAUUGAUGGAAGUUGAUGGCGAUACGAAUUGUGUACUUUGGAGGCAUCCCGUUUUACUGCACGUCCCGUGCACCAAAGAUGGAGCUAUUCCUUCCUACUUCCCACUCACAACUCUUCCAACCGAAGCACUACAGGCCGAAGCAAUUAAGCAGUUUAAGUGUCUGCAGCUGUUCAUGUCGGCGGCCGUCGAUCAGGCCGGUAUCGACUAUCACGUGAUAUUAGCGCAGAAUGCGUUGCAACAGUGUCUGGAUAUGCCAGAACUCCAAGCUGAACUUAUAUGCGCGCUUAUUAAACAAACGAGCAAAAGUUCGCCCCUGCCCAAGCUAGGAGUUCAGGUAUCUACACAAAAAUUGCUUAAAAAAAGUCAACUCCUACUUUGUGCAACACAAAGUUUAUUCACAUGUGAGACAACACCCAGUAUAAAUAGUUCAUCUGAACAACAAAUUUCAUCUUCCAAUAUACAGGCUUCUCAAGAAGAUAAAUACAAAGAACACAAGGAGUACUAUAAAGACCACAAGGAUCAUAAGGGACCUCCUAGUUAUACUUUGAUACAAGGAUGGCAAUUAUUGGCUUUGUCCGUUAGUCUUUUCGUUCCCAAAUCUUCAAGAUUGCUAUGGUUCUUGAAGCAUCAUCUCCAGCGUAACGCCGAUAACAGAACGGAGUGUGGAAAAUACGCUUCGUAUUGCGAGAGAGCGUUGGAACGAACCAUUUUGACAGGUGGACGAGAAUAUAAACCAUCCCGAAUGGAAGUUCUAAGUAUACUGCUGAAAAAUCCUCAACACCACGCGCUACCUCACUCAAUGCCAGUGCAUCUCCUCAACGGAACAUAUCACAUUUCAAGUUUCGACGGUUCGAGUACGGUGAAAGAGUUCCAAGACAGUUUGGCAACAGAAAUUGGCUGUAGGGCGACAAACGGCUUCGCUUUAUUCAGCGACGAUCCCAUUGAAAAAGACCUGGAACACACUCUCGACCCUUCGGCGAAGUUAUGCGACGUUAUCUCCAAAUGGGAGGUGGCCUUGCGAGAGAAAGGUCUAGGCAAAUUCGAAAAUACGCGAGUCAUAAGGGUGACAUACAAAAACAGGUUAUGGUGGAAGAAUAGCUCGAGAUUGGAAACCGACAAGGAACGUCUGUUGCUGUGCUAUCAAAUCAAUAAACAGAUAGUUGCUGGUCGGUUUCCAUUGAGCAAGGAGCUCGCAUUGGAGCUUGCCGCUCUCAUGGUCCAACUAGAUACCGGAGAUUGCAGUUUCGGCUCGCAUAAAAACACUAGCAUUAACAACACUUUAAACUUACACACGGCACAAAGUGCACACGCCCAACCCACGAGUACCCACCUGCAAUCGCUCAGCGCACAUCAAAGUCCGAAUAGUACGUUAAACGGAUCGAGCCUUCACGGAACUCUUAGCCCUAGCAACCUGCUGCAAAAUUCGAGCACGCUGACCGCUUUAAAUAGUGUACAUCACAUUCUUACCGCGCACUCGAAUCAAGCGUUAAGUGCGAUAGAUAAGUUCUACCCGUAUAGGUACAGAGAUCAGUUGAGUCAGGAGGCGCUCGCCGAUUUGCAGGCGAAACUGUUGGAGAAGUGGCGCGCGCUGAAAGGGCGGACGCAACUCGACUGUGUUAGGAUUUAUUUAACUUGCACCAGAAAAUGGCCUUUCUUUGGAGCUACUCUGUUCCAGGCAAGACUGCGUCAGCACGACUCCCCUAUGAUAUGGUUGGCUGUGAAUGAAGACUCAAUUACCGUACUAGAUUUAGCAACGAUGCAACAAUGCGUUCGUUAUCCCUAUACGAACGUCUUGACUUUCGGCGGUUGCCAGGAAGAUUUUAUGUUAGUGGUAACGCAAAACGAUCAGCAGCCGUCGCAGAAGUUAAUCUUUUCGUUGAGUAAACCGAAAAUAUUAGAAUUAACGCUUCUAAUUGCGGACUAUAUGAAUCUCCUCAUACAAAACCCGGGCACCCCUCUUUUAGGCACGUUAAGUAGGGGCACAAUGGUCUCCGUAAAUCAAUCGGUCGUGAACCAAUCGAUCAUCAAUCAGGCGAUCGUCAGUCAAAGUCAGCCGGAUAUUUUAAAGUCAACGCCCGAUCACGGUUUACAAAGGUCAGAUUCGAAAAGACGGACUCACAUUGAUUCCGGUCUCGCGUGAUAUUGUCAUAAGGUGGUAAGUUUUUGUUGCAACAACGUUUUAGUUUGUUGAGGUGUAAUAUUUGAUUGUGAUUUAAAUAUUUUAAAUUAUUUGUUGCUUUCUAACGCUAUGUGCCACAUAACUUAGAAAAUGGUAUGUAAAUAGUUUACUGUUUGUCUGUAUUUUGUGAGCAGAUGUAUAUACAGUGCGAUAGAUUUAUGUAACGAUAUCAUUUUUAGCUUUUGCCUGAGAAAAUACAUACGACAUAUUCAGUAUUUUUAUGAUAUUUUAUAACAUACAUGUACCUUUUCUAGUAAACUCUCUCUGUAGCCAUCAAUAUGGUGCAGGCUAAUUCUUAAUUUUUUAGUCUUCAUAAUCGUCAUUGUGAACGAAGAAGUCAUUUAAAUGUUAAACUAGUCUUACAGUUUCUUAUUUAAUAGUUACCAUGAUGAUAUUUUAAUUAACUGUUGACUUUCUAUGAUGAAUAGAUUCAUUAUCUAAAUAUUUUAUACAAAUUUAUUAUUUC